UUUGGUCCUAUCUUUGUUUUGUCAUGUAUGGUAUGUGUGUGUAAUGAUAUGUGUAUUUAUUCCAGAUAUACUGUAUUUUUUUCUAGAAUAUACCAAAGUAUUGAGUUGAUAAUAUCUCAUGAUUUUCAGUGUCUUUUCAUCUAUCUCUCAUAUACACACAUGCAGAGUAUUGGUUUUUGGGUGUAUAUCUCUGAGCUCUUUUUAGUCAGUUAGGGGUUUUCUCUUGGUGAUUAGGUCAUUCUUAAAGGGGUUAAGGUAUGUGCAUCAAUUUCCCUUUGAUUGCUUCUUGCUGAAUUUGAUGAAUUAUCUUUUAAUGCUUCAUCCUUGACCGGGGUCUAUCGCAAAUCGCCUCUCUACCCAGGAUGGAGACGCAGAACCUGGAACGUGGACAUGUAAUUGAGGUACGUUGUGACAUGGCAGCUCAAGAAAAGGGGACUAAAAUCUGUGGUUCAGCACCGUGUGGAUUCUCAGAUGUUAACACCAUGUCUAAGGAUGCACAGGAGAGAUCGGCAUCCAUGAGGAAACUUUGCAUCGCGGUUGUCCUCUGCAUCAUUUUUAUGGCUGUCGAGGUUGUUGGUGGUAUUAAAGCCAACAGUCUGGCAAUAUUGACCGACGCUGCUCAUCUACUAUCAGAUGUUGCAGCUUUUGCAAUAUCCUUGUUUUCACUCUGGGCAGCAGGAUGGGAAGCUAAUCCACGCCAGUCCUAUGGGUUUUUCAGAAUCGAGAUACUCGGGGCAUUAGUUUCUAUCCAAAUGAUAUGGCUUCUAGCUGGGAUCCUUGUUUAUGAAGCCAUUGCUCGUCUUAUACAUGAUACAGGUGAAGUUCAAGGCUUCCUCAUGUUUGUGGUGUCUGCAUUUGGAUUAGUAGUGAACCUUAUCAUGGCAGUCUUGCUAGGUCAUGAUCAUGGCCACGGCCACGGCCACAGCCACGGUCAUGACCAUGGCCAUGAACACGGCCAUAAUCAUGAAGAACAUGCUCAUAGCCAUUCUGAUCAUGAGCACGGCCAUGGCGAGCAUACGCAUAUACAUGGAAUUAGCGUUAGCCGACACCAUCACCAUAAUGAGGGACCUUCGAGCCGAGAUCAACACUCCCACGCACAUGAUGCAGAUCACACCGAGCCUCUACUUAAGAAUUCAUGUGACGGUGAAGGUGUGCCAGAAGGUGAAAAGAAAAAGAAGCAGAGGAACAUAAAUGUUCAGGGGGCUUAUCUUCAUGUACUAGGAGAUUCUAUUCAGAGCAUAGGGGUCAUGAUUGGGGGAGCUAUUAUAUGGUAUAAACCAGAGUGGAAAAUCAUUGAUCUAAUUUGCACUCUCAUUUUCUCUGUAAUUGUGCUCGGGACAACCAUUAGGAUGCUUCGGAGUAUUCUUGAAGUAUUAAUGGAGAGCACACCCAGAGAAAUUGAUGCAACAAGGCUCGAGAAGGGGCUCUGUGAGAUGGAGGACGUUGUCGCAAUCCAUGAAUUGCACAUAUGGGCGAUUACAGUCGGCAAAGUGCUCCUGGCUUGCCAUGUCAAGAUUAAGCCCGACGCUGAUGCUGACACGGUGCUGGAUAAGGUGAUUGAUUAUAUUAAGAGGGAAUAUAACAUUAGCCAUGUAACCAUUCAAAUAGAAAGAGAGUAAUGGCAUGGAAGAGUUUAUUUUGGCUGUUGCACUGGUCAUUGGCUUCUUUAUUCUUUCGAAUAGUAGUUUAAAAGGAAAACUUGAUCUGGUUAAGCGGUUCCAGUAUCUGUUUCAUUUUGGUAAAUCAUGGUUUUAAUUUUAUGGCAAUAGCAAGGUGUCUAGCUCUAUUGGAAUCUGAUUGAAUCAUUUGUUGGCAACUCUGGCGGAUGGCUUUGAUCUAACUGAUUGUAAUGAGGAAAGUAUAGUUCUUUCAUCAGGGCUGGUUAUUAACAAGUGUUAUAUCUGUAGUUUCGUUUCA
Nicotiana tabacum (common tobacco) is the source of this 1917-nucleotide messenger RNA. RefSeq names its product metal tolerance protein 1-like. Gene Ontology annotation, cellular component: vacuole; plasma membrane. NCBI's taxonomy places the organism in Eukaryota, Viridiplantae, Streptophyta, Magnoliopsida, Solanales, Solanaceae. Gene Ontology annotation, molecular function: zinc ion transmembrane transporter activity. The record is from RefSeq and is a predicted model, not a curated record. Gene Ontology annotation, biological process: zinc ion transmembrane transport.